Emiliania huxleyi CCMP1516 is the source of this 738-nucleotide messenger RNA. RefSeq lists its product as hypothetical. Lineage: Eukaryota; Haptophyta; Isochrysidales; Noelaerhabdaceae. The coding region runs from base 1 to 738 and encodes 245 amino acids. The record is from RefSeq and is a predicted model, not a curated record. The transcript is spliced from 2 exons.
AUGGGGACUCAUACAAGAGCCACCGCAAGGAGAUGGGAUACAGGGCGGCCGGGGACGAGGGCGGACCCGAACGCAAUAACACCCCAGCAAGCGCGGACGGCAUUCGCGAGAUACUGCAAAAAGAUAGACGUGACGAAGGAGGAGCUAGCGUGGAACUUUGGAUGCAUAUCGGCAAGCCAAGAUAACGAGCAGGAGGCUGUCCUGGUGCGCGAGCUAAUCCUGAACAACAAUAAGCGACUGUACCACGGAGCACAGAGCGCAGCAGACAGGACGGCGGCGACGGCGAACAUGGCAGAGACGAGUGUGAAACAAAGGGCGGCGGGCAUGGAGGGCGGUAGCGACGGGGAUGGUGACGGUGACGGCGACAACGAUGGAGAAGGGGAGGGAACGAAAACGCGCACAGAGGAUGAGGAUAUAAACUGGGACGACGCAGCGGAGGGGAUAGACGAAGGAAUCGAGGGACCGGAGGGCUUUCGCGACAGCGACGAUGACGACGAAGGCAGGGGAGGAGACGGAGGGGCGACACGCAGGAGGAGCAAAAUCGCGAACGGCCCGAGCAGAGAGGGCGACGGCGGAGCACGAGGGGGCAACGGAAACGCUACCAAUGACGCGAACCGAGGCACGGGCGACGACGGGGACGGGGAGGGCGACAGCGACGUCGAGGUUGACGCAACGGUAUCGAGAGCGCCACCCAAAAGGACGCGGACAGCCAUGGAGGUCACCGAAUGGAGUUCUUAA